UUAUUUUUUUGAGCAGUGUACAUACACAGUGCUAUUUUAAUAGUUUGUUUUACUGUUUAUUGUCAAAUGAAUGAUGUAUUGUAUUUAUUUUAUUUUUUAAGAUAUAUAACAACAUUCCAAACGUUUUACUGCAUUAUCUAGUAAUGUUCCACUAUGUGUAUCCGUUUGGAUCCGUUUCAAUGGGGAACUUUUAUUUUGAAUGCGAACCGCAAAUUCCACCGUUGUUCUUAUUGUGGGUAGCUUCACACAGGCCAGGGACACCAGAAACCCAAUGGGCGUUGAAUUACAUUUUAUGCUGUGAGUUGCAAACUGGCUGUAUUUUCUUCCCAAAUCCCGGUAGUGGAACCCUUUGUACCAAGAAACACAGAGAGAUAAAGGUCCGGACAAAAGCUGCAGGAAUGUCCGAAGUUAGUGUUGAGGCUGAGUCCCCAGCCCAGGACCUGCCAAUGGAUUCAUCUAAGGAGGCUCAGAAUACUGAGGACUUUCAAAGAGAGAGCGAGGAGGAUGCUCACAGCUUUGAUAGUACUGAAUAUGUACUAAACAAUGAUGAAGUGCCUCAUGGUGACAGAGCUGAAAACGACAGUGAUGUUCAAAAUGACAACGAUAAUGCUGAGAACAGCGAUGGCGCUCAAAAUGAUGAUGUUGAGAGCGAUAAUGAGAAUACGCAAAACAGUGUGAAUGCUGAGCAUGACGAUGAUGUACCAAGGACUAGUGGCAAUGCACAUCCCGACAAUGCCGGUGCUAAAAGGGAAAAUUGCCAUACAGCGACUACUGAUAAUGAUACACCAAAGAAAAAUGAAGAUUCUCACACUCAUACAAAGGACAGCACUAUGGAUGAGGAGGUCCACAGGAGCCCUGCGGCAGAGAUAUCGGUCACCAGCAAUGGAGACCUGGAGGAGAGCCACGAGGAUGUAUUCAGGGAUCCUUCUUACGGGGACCUGAACCUGUCAGAAAGCCACAUCCACUCUGGCAGCUUUGCCUCGAUGACAGAGGGCAUCAUUGCAUCAGGACCAUACAAAGUGUCAGCAAGCCAGCCCACGUCUCCCGUGGCACCUGUAGCUCCCAGCUCAGCCGCGGCUAGCCGUCUGGCGCGACCCAUCAGCGAUAGUCAGACUGAGAUACAGAAAGGCACUAUGGAAGGGCAGCCACAGAGCGGGCCGGUGGUCCUGGCAGACGACCUGAAGAACCCGGCCAUGGAAAAACUGGAUCUAGUGAGGAAGUGGAGUAUCAACACGUACAAAUGCACCAGGCAGAUCUUGUCGGAGAAGCUGGGCCGCGGCUCGCGGACGGUGGACCUGGAGCUGGAGGGGCAGAUCGAAGUGCUGCGCGACAACAAGCGCAAGUACGAACACGUGGUCAAACUGACCCAGACUCUGGCCAACCAGCUCACCCAGAUGAUGCAGACUCAGCGGCAGCUUGGCGAUGCCUUCGCUGACCUCGGCCUCAAGUCGCCAGAGCUCCAUGAGGAGUUUGGAUAUAAUGCUGACACUCAAAAACUUUUGUCCAAAAAUGGGGAGACCCUACUGGGAGCUAUCAACUUCUUCAUUGCCAAUGUGAACACACUGGUGGACAAAACAAUUGAGGACACUAUGAUUAACAUCAAACAGUAUGAAACUGCCAGGGUUGAGUUUGACGCGUACCGCACAGACCUGGAGGAAUUGAACCUGGGGCCGCGGGAUGCCACCACUCUGCCCAAGAUCGAAUACUCCCAGCAGCAGUUCCAGAUCCACCGCGAGAAGUAUGAGAAGAUGCGCAACGACGUCUCCAUCAAGCUCAAAUUCCUGGAAGAGAACAAGGUGAAAGUGUUGCACAACCAGCUGAUCCUCUUCCACAAUGCCAUCGCAGCAUACUAUGCAGGAAACCAGCAGCAGCUGGAUCAGACGCUCAAGCAGUUCCACAUCAAGUUGAAAAUGCCCGGCGGGGAUACACCAUCUUGGCUGGAGGAGCACUAAUCAACCGAUCCACCCCUCCCAAAAAAUCUAGUGGUUUGGUCUGGAGAGGCAUCAGGAAAUGCUCUCCCCUCCCUGUCUGCCUCUGUUCCUCCCACUUUUCUUCAGGAUUGUAAAAGUUGUUAGGCAAAGCAACACUAAGACAAAUAAAUAAUUUAAAAAACAAAGAAAUAUUUAUCAAUCUCUUGGUUGAUAAACUGUACGUCCUGUUUUCUACUAUGCUCUUGUUCUUCCUGUACAAGGAAAUCCAUUGACCGUUCUAAUCGUGAAGUGGCCAUCUCUCUUUUUCUCUCGUUCUCUUCUUUUUUUACAUGGAACUGCUGCAGUUCUUUUCGAAUCAUGGGAAAUUCACUUUUUGGGGUUGAUUUGACAAAUCUAGUGAGAAGCACAGAGAUGCUAAAUACAUUUUGGAAAGUGUAAAAGGACUUUUUACUCCAGCUUAUGAAUGUUGUAUCUCGACACUGUAGAGACGUUUUGGGACAAAUGGCCGUCAUCUUCUUGACUCUGCAUCCAGUUGGUUAACUUAUCUCCACUUUUUGUAAAACUCUGGCCACCUAUUGAUGGAGUAACACUAAUGAUAGGCAUCAUUAAAUGUACAUGAUGCAUCAUAAGCAAGAUGUGACACCUGUUAUACCCAGUGUAUGACUGUAGGAAAUGGAUUACCACCUUCUUGGAAUUAAAUACAGUAGAUUAGAUGGUUGGUUUUCACUGUUUGAGUCAUUGCAUUGUACUGUAAUGAAUGGCCAUUUUAUAACAAGCGUCAAUGUCAUGUUUAAGGUGCUAUUAUGUUGCAAUAAUGAUGUUCAUUAGUGUUAACCAUUUGUGUUUGUCUUUGACUUUAAUCAUGGGUAUAUGAUAGACAAUAUUAAUUAUUGAAUUGAACAUUUUGUAAUUCCAGAGAAACUGAAAGACCAGCCUUACCACGUGAACUUGAUGUGCCUUGUUUUAUGUCUGUACAAAUCUCUCGCUCUGUCUGAUGUUUCAACUAAACACAGACCCCUCACACUGCCAGCUUCAGGACCAUAUAGCUGUAGAUGGAUAGAUAAAGAAUGGACCAAACAUACCUACAUCACAUACACUCCAUACCAACAUAAACCACUCAAUUAUCCUAUUUCACGAUUACCUCGCCGUGUGAAUAGAAUCCUUUUUGCUGCAUUUGAGAAGAGGGGUAAAUACGAGUUAAAUCUCUAAUUAGCAGCUGUUAUCUGCUUUAAAGCUAACCUAUAUGCUAAACGUGAACGUAAAUGUUUGCAUUUUAGAAUGAGCAACAGUUCAGUCUUAGCAUUGGACAAUGACAAUCUAUGCUAAUUAAUGGCACAAAGAAGCAUGUUGAUUCCCUUGACUUUCCAAUUGCAGUCAUUUAAAAAAAAUGAUAUCUUCCUCUCAAAUAUAUAUAUAUAAUACUGCACAUUUAUGUACAUGAGACAAAAACACUUGUAAGAACUGUGUAUAUGAGAUGAAAGUGGACCUGAAAAACAUUUGUACAUAGGAAAGACCAGCAUCCUCUGCCUGAGCUUCUAAACAUUUGAAUAGUUAUUUUCUGAAUACUAUGGUUAUUUCCUUCGAAAGGACCACAGGUAUUCAAGCCAGCUGUCUCGUCCCCGCGGGCAAAAUAUGGGAUGUCAUAAUGAUGUUAUAUUCUGGUUGAAAUGUUAGCCAGAUGACAACCAGGGGAAGACAUCUUUUUCAUGACGCCAUAUUUUGGUUGUGGUAAAAUGACAUCUAAAACACCUUCCCUUUAGAACCUGACCAUAAUAUUCACAAAAUAAUGUUAUUGCAACCAGUUUUGCCCACGGGUUCCUCUGUCUUCUAUUUGUACCUACAGUACCAUUCCUGCUGUACAACAGCGUGUGUGCAUUGUACAUCAAUCUGUUCAAUGAAUUGAUGUAAGCAUAGAUAAAUAUAUAUAUUUGUAAUUUCCUCUAUUUUACCUUAGAUAUUUUAUAGGGUAUAUGAAUGAAGCGACGGGGCAUUUUUCUCAUGGUGAUUAACAGAUGUUGAGUUCAAAAACAGGUUUCUGAAUGUUGUGUAAAGUCUUUUGGGGGAAAAUAAAAUGUUUUCUUCAUGAAUGUCUCAUUUGGUGUUUUGGUAUGUUUCCAAUAAUUGAGUGAAGGUGUUUUUAUAUUUUCACAACUUCUUUGCAUUUUUGCCUUUGUUAUAUGAUUUGUGUGUAUUUAGCCUCAUUUUGUGCUGCCACCAGGUCCUGCUAUGCGAAGUCUUAGCUACAGUAUAUAAAUAAAGAUAUUUUCUGGUG
Oncorhynchus keta (chum salmon) is the source of this 4203-nucleotide messenger RNA. RefSeq names its product ADP-ribosylation factor interacting protein 1 (arfaptin 1) (gene arfip1). NCBI's taxonomy places the organism in Eukaryota, Metazoa, Chordata, Actinopteri, Salmoniformes, Salmonidae. Gene Ontology annotation, biological process: intracellular protein transport; regulation of Arp2/3 complex-mediated actin nucleation. The transcript is spliced from 10 exons. Gene Ontology annotation, molecular function: phospholipid binding; protein domain specific binding. Gene Ontology annotation, cellular component: trans-Golgi network membrane. The record is from RefSeq and is a predicted model, not a curated record. Bases 144 to 1952 code for a protein of 602 amino acids.